Cololabis saira (Pacific saury) is the source of this 2620-nucleotide messenger RNA. RefSeq names its product retention in endoplasmic reticulum sorting receptor 1 (gene rer1). Gene Ontology annotation, cellular component: Golgi membrane. Lineage: Eukaryota; Metazoa; Chordata; Actinopteri; Beloniformes; Belonidae. Gene Ontology annotation, biological process: retrograde vesicle-mediated transport, Golgi to endoplasmic reticulum; protein retention in ER lumen. The transcript is spliced from 7 exons. The record is from RefSeq and is a predicted model, not a curated record. Bases 137 to 724 code for a protein of 195 amino acids.
UGACUAACCUGCUCUGGUUCUCGGAGCUCGACUAACCUGCUCUGCCGCCGCUCGGAAGUUGUGACGUGUUCACGCCAGAAGCGGCUAGUGUAGCUAGCUAGGUAGAGCCGGGUAGUGACACAGCGGCCGCAUCAGAAUGUCAGAAGGAGACAGUGCUGGGGAGUCAAUCCAUGGGAAACCAUCUGUAGUUGCUGCCUUUUUCACAGGAAUUGGACAGGUCUAUCAGUCAUGGCUUGAUAAGUCAACGCCAUUCUAUAUUGUGAGAUGGGCACUCACUCUUCUACUUACUCUUGUCUACAUGAUCAGAGUGUACAUACUGCAGGGUUGGUAUAUAGUAACAUACGCCUUGGGAAUUUACCAUCUCAACCUGUUCAUUGCAUUUCUUUCGCCAAAAGUGGAUCCCUCACUGCUUGACGAAGAUGAGGGCCCAGCCCUUCCAACCAAGCAGAACGAGGAGUUCCGCCCUUUCAUCAGGAGGUUACCUGAAUUCAAAUUCUGGCACUCUGCGACAAAAGGCAUCGUCAUCGCCAUGAUUUGCACAUUUUUCGAAGCCUUCAAUGUCCCGGUAUUCUGGCCUAUACUUGUAAUGUACUUCAUCAUGCUCUUUUGCAUCACCAUGAAGAGGCAGAUUAAGCAUAUGAUCAAGUACAGAUACCUACCUUUCACACAUGGGAAGAGGACAUAUAAAGGCAAGGAAGAAACAGGGAAACCUUUUGCUAGUUAAAAUAAACUCCAACUUCUCUUUCAUCUUGGUUUCAUUGAAAAAAUUAUUUGUCACAUCUAGUAGGGAGUGACGAUAUAAGAGAUUUUUUUGACCUUUUUUUGUAAACUGGACAGUAACAUGAUAUGGAUUUUAAAAUAAAAAAGAAAGAAAGGAAAAAAAAUCCCAAAUUUUGAUCCAUGGUUCACAGUGUUGGAUGAGGAUUUGAGCAGCAUGGAUCAAAAUCAUAUGGGAAUACUACUUUGCCAAUUAAUUGUUUUUUGUUUUUUUUUUAAGUUUUGCAUUUAUUCAGCCGUAGGUGAGUCAUUGCAGCCUUUUGCCUUUUAACCCCAUUAGUUCAGUAAGUCAUCAAGAAGGAACCAAACUGAAAAAAAAGUUGCAGUAUUGAUCGUAAUUCCACUACACAGUACAGCUCCCUCUCCCAAUCUGUCAGCCUUUGAUCAUUAUAUUUUCCCUACUUAUUUGUGACAAAUUUAACAGUAUAUUUAAAGUCAAUUAAGUUUAGCUGCAGAAGAAUGUGACUUGUGUGGUGAAAUCUGAUGAAAAGUCUUCACGCUGAAUAAUUUAAUCUUUUGUAAAUAAAAAUGUUGCUGCUCUGAGUUUGACAGUGUCUUAGGCAGUUGCUCUCUGUACAAAAUGAAGAUAAUUGCAAGUAAUUGGUUAUAUUUCACAAAACAUAGGUUCAUGAUGAGGUGAAAAAUAUAAAAGCAUACAAAUUAAUCUCCUAAUCAAAUGAUAGUAUUCUGCACAAAUUAUAUUUGGUUUCUUCAUAAUUUGCCACAGUUAAUUAAUUGCAUCAUCUGGCUCUCACUUGUAUAGUAAGUGUCAUUAUUAAAGAUGUUUGACUAUAUUUUAAUCUUCAGCCCUUAACAACAUCAGUGAAUGUAUAAAUCAAGCCUUAUUCUAAGUCGUAUGUAGGGUGAUCUACCUUAAAUCAAUUAUUUCCACUCCGGCACUGUUGUAUAGUUAAGUGAAUGGGAGUCUGCUGGUGAACACCUGUCAAGUAAAUUCUUAAAAUAACUUUCUGGGUGUGUUUGAGUGAGUGGAAAUGACAUUUAUCUUAAGAUGACAAGUCAAUGAAUUUACUUUAUCCCAGAUUUGUACUCACUAUGUCAUUCAUUAUCAUUAUGUGGAGAAGUAUCGAAAAAUAUAGUUACUAAAACUAUUCUUAUUGAAUUCAAAACAUGGUCAGUCUGAGGUAAUGGUGAAGCAAACAAGUUUAUCCCAAGAACCUUUUCACUUGGGAACAUUAAUGAGAGUAAUGUUUGUUUUUUUCUGUUUAGACUAUCUGUUGUCAUACUUCAUAAUCUCUGUUUACUUUGAAAGAAAAAAGGUAAAUAUAGUCAUUCCAGCAAACGUCUUUUUUUUUUUUCUCCCCAGAGGAAACAUGAAAACAGAGACCUUUUAUUACAACAAGUGGAUGAAGUGGGUUGGGUCACACGUUCUUUUCUACGAACCAUUAAAUUUUCUUUCUUUCCCUAUUACAAUGCUUGGCAUCUGUCAUUACUAAACUGAUCAAUACUGUAGUAAGGGAUCAAAACAUUUUCCUGUAAAAAGAUUGUUUUUCAAAGCGUUGUCUGGAUUUGUGUAUAUACAGUAUAGAUAUUUUAAAGUAUAAUUUUGAGAUCAUUUUUAUUUAGUUUUUUUUUUUGUUUUUGUUUUUUUUUGUUUUUUUCUCUUCAGCCAUCAUACUUAUUCCAGGUGUUAAAAUCCUUUUCAGUUGAAAUUAUUGAAGGCAAAACUUCUUUUUGGGCUACAGAGCUGAUGGAUUUACUGUUUUUCAUUGUUGCAUGUUAUUUUCCUGUGCUACAGUUGAAAACAAAAACUUGAUUUUAAUAACUUAAGUGUAUUUUUUUUUCCACUCCAAAUGAUAUUAAAGAGGCUGUGUGUCCCUUUCAA